GGCCAUCGCCCGCUCGUUAAACGUGAUCUUUGCCACUGCGGACAUCCCGGUGAACCCUUGUAUCGUGAGGUUCAAGCUGGUUAUUGCUUGGUCGGGGUUUAAGUUGUCGAACCGAAUCGAACGCAGUUGUCUUUUAGAUUCAGGUACCGGAUCUUUUGGCAAAGCUUCAAGGUUUUAUGCAUGCUUGGAGCUGAAUCCAAAUUUACAGGUCAACAUGGGAUUUGAUAACGAGUGCAUAGUGAACAUUCAAUCCCUUGCUGGAGAAUACUUCUGUCCCGUUUGUCGGCUUCUUGUUUAUCCAAAUGAAGCAUUGCAAUCUCAAUGUACUCAUUUAUACUGCAAACCAUGCUUGACCUACAUAGUGAGCACUACAAGGGCUUGCCCUUAUGAUGGAUACCUAGUGACUGAAGCAGAUUCCAAGCCUCUCACAGAGUCAAAUAAGGCACUUGCUGAAACUAUUGGAAAGGUAGCAGUUCAUUGUCUGUAUCACAGGAGCGGAUGCACGUGGCAAGGAUCUCUGUCUGAGUGCACAUCUCACUGUUCUGGAUGUGCUUUUGGCAAUUCUCCUGUUGUCUGCAACAGGUGUGGGAUCCAAAUAGUGCAUCGUCAAGUACAGGAACAUGCACAAAACUGUCCUGGGGUGCAAGCUCAGGCGCAACAGCCUGAGGCUACCCAGAACCCUUCAGCUAGUGGUGCUGAUGCUUCUACUGAUCCAAACCAGACUGCUGCUCACGUUGGAGCGACAGCUUCUCAAGCUCUUGCUUCUCAGACUGUGGCUGCAACUACUGCACCUGGGCAGGAUAUGAAUAUGCUAGCCAAUACAACUCCUCAGACUCAAUCUUCAGUUCCGACUGUUGUGCAUCCAAAUGCAGAGCAAUGGUAUCAACAACAGCAAUAUCAGCAAUACUACCAGCAAUACUCCGGAUAUGACCCAUACCAACAGCAGUAUCAACAUCAGUAUCCCUAUCAAUCAACUGUGGCUCCACAGUACCAGCAGUACACACAGGCUUAUGGCCAGUCCCAGCCUCAAUCUCAACUGCAGCCCCAGCCUCAGGCUCUAACACAAGCUCAGCCACAACCUCAACCACAGCCUCAACCACAGACUCAGGCACAGGGGCAUUCUCAAUCAAUUCCCCAUGCACCCGUGGCCCUGCAGUCUCAGAACCACAUGCAAGUUAGCCAACAACAGCAACUUCAGCCUACUGUACAGCAGCAUAGUCAGAUUCAGUCACUGGGGAACCCAUCUGUCCAUGGCCCCCCUCAGUCGCAGCAUUAUCCAUAUCUUCAAGGUCAACCUGCCCCCUCUCAGCCUCAAUCCCAACAAUCUUUGCAAAUGCCUCAAUAUCAGCAGCCUCAUCCUCAGAUGCAACAAUCACAACCUCAAGUUCAACAGCCAGCUCAGAAUUUUCCAAUUUCUCAACCUCAGGUUCAUCAACACGUGCCUCAUGCUCCAGUCCCACAUAUUUCCCAGUCCCAGAUGCAUCCACAACAGCCCAACCUCCCCGGGGCUCUUAAUCUUCAGCCUCAAACGCAAAAUACGUCAGCACAUGCAGUGACAGGUCAUCACUCUUAUCCUCAACCUCAGGCUCAUCAGAAUAUGCAGAUGGGAGCCCCUCAACGUCCUAUGAACAUGCAUCCUCCUCAGGGUGGGCCUUUACCCCAUUCUCAGCGGCAUGGCCAGAUGCAGAAUCAAUUCCCUCAGCAAUUUCCAAUGAUGCGUCCCCAUCAAUCUCAUGCUAUGUUUCCAAAUCAGCAACAGCCCGCAUUGUUUCCUGCAUCUGUUCAGGGCCAACAUAUUCCUCCUCAACAGCAACAACUUUAUGGUCCUGGUCAACAACCUGCCCAAGUCAACCAUCGUCCUGUUGUGCAGCCAUUGCCUCCACAGUCUUUUGUACAGCAGCAGAUGCCUAUGCCAUCUCACCUACGUCCCCAAGGUCCAGCUCCUUCAUUUCCUGAACAUGCUCAAACUUAUCCGCAGCAGCUUACAAAUGUUGCAUUAUCACAUAACCCUCAGUCCAAUCAGUCUCAAAAUGCCAUGGGGAGGCCUUUGUUGCCCAAUCAUACAGUGCCAUCACAACCAUUUGCACAAGCUGCUAAUGUCUCCCUGGUUAGGCCGACGCAUGCUGGUGCUGGCCACUUGCAUGGAAAUCAGAAUAUGAUUGUUGGGCCCAAUAAUCAAGUACAGGCCUCUUCGGAUCUGCUGUCCAGAUCUUCAGAUCCAUAUGGCAAACAAGGUGCUCUCAAUGAGAAAAAAUCUGAUUCUGCUUCUGGAAUACCUGGUAAAACCGUGAAGGAUGUGGAUAAAAUGCCUUUAUCAGAAUCAGAAGUAAAAAUUGGAAAAGAAAUUAAGCAAGAUGAAGUUGCGAAUGAGCAAAAUGGUGAAGGUGUGCAGCCUGGGCAGACAACAGGCAUGAAUGCCAGUGCACUAGGAAAUGCUAAUGUGUUGAACAAAAAUUCUGUGAAGGAAGAGGCUGCUGGAAGUAGUUGGCAGCCUUUAAAUGGAGAUAAAUCAGGUGAUGCGGUAUCUGGGGUUCAGAGCAAUACUGUCAAUGACCAUUCUGGUGUGAAAGACAAGGAGAUUCAAGAUGAUCAUCGGCUGAAUGAUUCACAACCUGGUAAGCAGCAGAAUGAUGAUAUGCCCACUUCAAAACCUCCUUUGGAUGCUGAUAAUGCUGCCUCAGGUGUCGCCCAAACCCCUGGUACUCCUCAAGGUCCUGGGGUUAAUGAACACAGAAAUAUAACUCCACUUGGUCAUGGGCAGUCUGGUGGAUGUCAGCUUUCUCGCCCAGAUCUCUUUGCUGAUCAGGGCAAGUAUCGUAGCCCUGCCGGCCAAAGUUUUCUGGCUCAUUCUAGUGGAAUUCCAAGUCGAUACAACCAAGGUCAAGCACCUUUUCAUCUUGGUGCAUCCAAUUUGCCAAGUGUUGAAUCCGGUGUAAGGCCACAGUUUGGUACUGGAGAUGUGCGUGGUGGAACAACAAAUUUACCACCACAUGCUUCUGAAUCCUACCCGCAUCCAAGGCCUGGUUACUUUAAUGGUCCCCAUGGUGUUGGAUCAGAUGAAGAAAGGUUCAAGCCUUUCCCCAUUCCUGGCCAACACAAUAUUGAACGAAGAGAGUUUGAAGGUGAUCUCAAGAGAUGGUGUUACCUCAAGAUUGUUUCCUCCCCCUUUUUCUUUAAAUGA
This is a messenger RNA of Neltuma alba, 3181 nucleotides long. Its product is annotated as chromatin modification-related protein eaf-1. The record is from RefSeq and is a predicted model, not a curated record. The transcript is spliced from 6 exons. NCBI's taxonomy places the organism in Eukaryota, Viridiplantae, Streptophyta, Magnoliopsida, Fabales, Fabaceae. Bases 215 to 3181 code for a protein of 988 amino acids.